AUGCUCUCGGAGGGGGAUUGCAUCGCUCACAUCCUCUUGGGCGCGAGCGUUGGCGAUCCCGGAGCUGACGUCGCGCUCGUGGAGAUGGGCACGUGGUUGGGCGCCGCGAGCGUCUGCACUGCCGCGGGCCUGAGCCUCGCGCGUUCGACUGUGGAAUACCACGCCUUUGAUCUAUUCAGUAUGCCCCCCUCCAAGCAUAGGGAUAACACAAACUUUCACAAGCUGCACGUCGCCAGGGACGUGCCACCCGUGAAGGCGUUGAUCGAAUCGCCGGAUCACCGCUACGAGGCCAUGUGGAACGAGAUCGUGACGCAGGUGUACCCGUCCAAGCGAGUGCACUCGCAUGCGGGGUUCAUCGGAAGCACCGGAGUGGGCGGUGCGAGCGCAGAUUGGAACGACAAGAAGGUCGGGCUGUUCAUGAUCGAUUCGGCAAAGGAUUAUCACCAGCUCGUCUUACAAUCACACGCGGUGUGGAACAAGCUCCGUCCGGGGUCUGUCGUGCUCUUCUCGGACUUUCUCAUGCCCCUCAAAUCGUGCAGCAAUGCGGUGCGCGCAAACUUCAGCCAGAUCCAAUCCGUACCCGGGUUCGUGUACCGAUCACUCGUCGAGAAAGGCCUGUUCAAGCUCCUGUGGGUCUUCCCCAAGAGCCAGCAGGUCGCGUUUGAGGUGACGGACAAGUACCAACCGUCCAGGGCGCAGGAGUACCUCACGAGGUGCACAUACCCUAAGCAGAAAUGCCCGCCGAAGCCGGAUUGGGCCGCGAGGUUCCACGGGGAAAUCAAGGGCAACCUGAGGGAUCGCAGAUACUCGACCGGCUUCUUCAUGAAGCAGAUGAAUCGCACGAAGAACAUCUUCAAGUGCGACCAGUAG
Molecule: messenger RNA, 870 nt
Organism: Emiliania huxleyi CCMP1516
Lineage: Eukaryota; Haptophyta; Isochrysidales; Noelaerhabdaceae
Exons: 1
Coding region: 1-870 (289 amino acids)
Source: RefSeq, a predicted model, not a curated record